AUGGGGUGUGUUUCUAGUAAAAAAGCUACAUCAUUUCGUGAAUUGCCUUCGUUUACACCGAAAUCUUGUCUAAACUGUAAACAACCAUAUGCUCAUCGAGGAUGGUGUAAACCAUGUGUAAUUAAAAGAUUUAAAUCAGAUUUUGCAAACUGGACAAGUGGGAAUCUUGAAUUGGACAAUUACAUUAGAUACACUCAAUUAAAUAUAACAAAUUCUUCGAGUUUCUUGGAAUGGAUACCUUAUGAUAAGUUCGAUGACGUCAGGGAAAUGUAUAAGGGCGGCUUCGGAAUUGUUUGUAGUGCUAUUUGGGAUCUUGGUCCUAAGUUAUUUUGGGAUGAUGGUGCUGAAAAUUGGGUUCGAGAAGGUGAAAAACGGAUUGCUCUAAAACGUUUACAAAAUUCUCGUAAUGCUGAUCCUGAAUUUUGGAAAGAGGGAUCCCAUUUCAAAAGAUUAUUUCAUGAUAACAGAAUUGGUGGAUGGAGAUCUUAG
Messenger RNA from Entrophospora candida, 489 nucleotides. Lineage: Eukaryota; Fungi; Glomeromycota; Glomeromycetes; Entrophosporales; Entrophosporaceae. The record is from the annotation of a GenBank genome assembly.